Messenger RNA from Oncorhynchus kisutch (coho salmon), 1672 nucleotides. It is a transcript of the gene gpr137c, whose product is annotated as G protein-coupled receptor 137c. The transcript has 7 exons. Bases 306 to 1634 code for a protein of 442 amino acids. Gene Ontology annotation, cellular component: lysosomal membrane. Gene Ontology annotation, biological process: positive regulation of TORC1 signaling. Lineage: Eukaryota; Metazoa; Chordata; Actinopteri; Salmoniformes; Salmonidae. The record is from RefSeq and is a predicted model, not a curated record.
UAGUUAGUUUUUUUUGCACGGGGGAGCUGCUGUGCGGAGAUUGGGGGUGUCCCCUGGAGUGUUUUCUUGUUUGUCUUCUGUUUUAUACCUAGCUGUAAAGUCAUCCAUGGUAGAAAGUCACACACAUGCUAUCGCUAACCAUUCGUUUUAGUUAGGACAGUUGAUUUUAUGCGCUCGAGCUAUUGUUUUUCAGUGGACGUUUUUGUUGGUUUUUUUUACAUCAAAAGUUUGACCUUUUUAUUAUUUUAGAAUUAAACAUUAGAUAUGCUUAUUUAAGUCGUCGAUGUUAGAUUUAUCCGUUCGCUAUGUUGUUGACAGAUAACCAGGUCUGCCUCAGUGAUUUCACGUCUGUAACGGACUCAAGUGAUGAACCGAUUCGAGCUGCGGUUCCUCCGUCUGUGGAGCUCGGACUCACCAUUGUGUAUACCAUCCUAUAUUCCCUGCUUUUUGUGUUUGUUUACUUGCAACUUUGGCUCAUUUUGCGUUAUGGACACAAGCGCUUCAGCUACCAGAGUGUCUUUCUUUUUCUCUGUUUGCUGUGGUCAGCGCUAAGGACUACAUUAUUUUCAUUCUACUUCAAGAACGUUGUCCAAGCGAACCAGUUGCAGCAUUUCCCUUACUGGCUUUUGUACUGUUUUCCAGUAUGCCUCCAAUUUUUCACUCUGUGUCUGCUCAAUCUCUAUUUUGCACAGAUAAUGUUUAAAGCCAAUGCGAAAUAUUCUCCGGAGCUUAACAAAUACAGGGUGCCCAUUCGCUUGGCGUUCAUCUUUUCCAGCCUUUUCUUCCUCGUGGUGAACCUAACAUGCGCCAUGCUGGUGCAGGGUGGCAUUGGGGGCGACGUGGGCGAGGCAGAGGUGAGGCAGGUGGUGCUGGCCCGGGUGCUGGUCAAUGACAGUCUCUUCGUAAUCUGCGCCGUCUCGCUGGCUGUGUGCAUUUUCAAGAUCGCCAAGAUGUCCUCUGCCAACGUCUACCUCGAGUCCAAGGGUACGUCAGUGUGCCAGGCUACAGCCAUCGGGGCUGCAGUCAUCCUGCUCUACAUGUCCAGGGCCUGCUACAACCUGGUGGUGGUGGCUCUUUCUCCAGAGGACCGGCCCAGCCCCUUCAACUACAGCUGGUACAACGUCUCUGACCAGGCAGACGUCGAGAAGAUCAGGGGAGAGGCCUACAUCAUCUUUGGGAUCAUCCUCUUUUUCUGGGAGCUGCUGCCCACCAGUCUGGUUGUGGUCUUCUUCAGGGUACAGAGGCCCAAUCAGAACCUAGCACCAGGAGGAAUGAUCAACAGCCACAGCUUCAGUUCCAGGGCCUAUUUCUUUGACAACCCCCGGAGGUACGACAGCGAUGACGACCUGUCCAGGAGCAUCAACUCCAGAGCAGAUCGACCGAGUAGUGUCUUGUCCACGACGCCCCAGUUGGGCCCCAGCUGGUACGGCUCCACCCAGAGGAACGGCAGCCUGACGGGGUUCCCCCAACUUCCCAACGGCCCCCAAACCUCCACUGCCCCCCUCCUCUUAGCCUAUGGAAACAUCCAGCCCGACCAGCACCAUAACUACUACUCCACCCCCCAGAACUACAAUGCCACCCCCCAUAACUACUAUUUCACACCCCAAAAUCACUACUGCACUCCUCAGAUCUAACCACCCCCACCGGCCCCAGUAGAUACCCCUGAAAACAA